GCUGGAAAUCAUGACGUAUCGCGAUUAGUCACCCGUUAUGGACGGCAACGAGCGGAAGCUAUAACUAUGAUAACUUUAUUGCUUCCGGGAGUGGGUGUAACUUAUAACGGCGAAGAAAUCGGCAUGGAGGACACGUGGAUCUCAUGGAAAGACACCAAAGAUCCGCGAGGUUGCAAUGCCGGCAGAGAUGGUUACGAGAAAGCGUCUCGGGAUCCUGCAAGGACACCGUUUCAAUGGGACGACACCACUUCGGCUGGAUUCUCCACAAAUCCAAAAACGUGGCUAUCAGUUAAUAAAAACUACGUGACACUUAAUUUAGCCGCGCAAAAGAAACAGAACAACUCCUACUACGCUCUAUAUAAAGCAGUUUCUGCUCUACGAAAAUGGCCUGCGGUUAAACGUCCAACCACGAAAUUAACGACGAAAUUAUUGGGCGAUGAUGUUCUCGCUUUUACCAG
Temnothorax curvispinosus is the source of this 458-nucleotide messenger RNA. RefSeq names its product alpha-glucosidase-like. The transcript is spliced from 2 exons. Lineage: Eukaryota; Metazoa; Arthropoda; Insecta; Hymenoptera; Formicidae. The annotation marks the transcript as partial. Gene Ontology annotation, biological process: carbohydrate metabolic process. The record is from RefSeq and is a predicted model, not a curated record.